GUCGUAGUUUACUUUCCCAAAAAAUUGAAAAAGAAUAAUCUUCAUUAAAACCUCACAGUUUGUAUACUGUGAUGGCCAGGCUUCAUAGGGCAGGUGCUCCAGAGGUGAUACGAUCCAAUCAGAAGGAUGAGUACUACACACACUAUCUCAGAGCAAAUCUUGCUGAUUUAUUUCAGUCUGCUUUUGGUUCAAGCUUGUGGAUCAAGUGGCGCCAAGAACUUGAUGUCAUCGCAGAUCUCACAUAUUUUGGUCUUACAACUGUCACAGGUCUCCAAACACUGGGAGAAGAAUAUGUUAACAUUGUGCAAGUAGACAGUACAAAGCGAGCCAUUCCAUCAACCUUGAGGAGAAUUAGCUUAGUGUUACUCCACAUAGGGACUCCAUACCUCCUGGACAAGUUAUUGCAGUAUUUAGAAAAACAACUUAAGAACAAUACAUAUAAGCUCAGACGUGAAGCCAAAGAAGGCCUAUUGAAGCUGAUUCCAAUGGUGAGACAGACCAUCACAUUCCUACAUAGAUGUCACCUGGGUGUGUUCUACAUGAGGGAGGUCUUCUAUCAUAUUGCUAAGAGACUCACCGGUGUCCAGUAUUUAUUGGUACGGAGUGGCAUAAUGAAUGAAGAUGAGAGGCCAAGUUUCCGUAUCCUGGGUUAUCUCUCCAUUAUUCAGCUAGUAUAUGCUAUAGCUAGGGGUGGCUACACACUCUGGACUACACGACACAACGCUCCUGAACUUGAAAUGAUGGAAGAAAGUAAAAUCAGUGAAGGUGACUUUAUGACAGAAGGUCCCAUUGCAGCUGAGCUGAAGUGUUCUCUGUGCUUAGAAGCAAGGCGCAACUCUACUGCCACACCCUGUGGCCAUAUGUACUGCUGGAAUUGUAUUACAGAGUGGUGCACAACUAAGGCGGAGUGCCCGAUGUGUCGAGAAAAGUUCCAGAUUUCCCGUCUGAUACCUCUCCAGAACUAUGAUCCAACGUAACCUUCUGCAUUAUAAUGCUCACUAUUGAAGCUUAUACAAUGGUGCCAAUGGACUUCAAAUCAUUCCAAAUAAUAUAUAAUACAUGCAUCCUAAAUCUAAAAAUAUUUUAGGAGCCUCUGAACUUUUACAUUGAAAUUUAUUAUCCCACCUUACGAAGUUCGAGGGGGAUAUAG
Messenger RNA from Owenia fusiformis, 1150 nucleotides. The record is from the annotation of a GenBank genome assembly. NCBI's taxonomy places the organism in Eukaryota, Metazoa, Annelida, Polychaeta, Sabellida, Oweniidae.